CCCAUUUUCUUCAAGCUAAGAGCCAAAUAUAUGCUGAGAUUUUGAAGUGAAAAUACUCUCCCAAAGUUUAUUCAAGCACCCACCAUAUUUACUUCAUCUUUAAAACCUUCGAUUCUUCAUAUACUUCGUUAUAUACACAAGGUUUUAAACCCCGAGGCUUCGUACCACCCAACCUAGCCAAAUCUCGCCUAGCUCAUUUUCAUACCACUCUUUUUGUCCUCCCGAAGGGCUCUCCAAAGUUCGUGUGCAAAGCCAAAAUCCGGUCGAACCUCCGACGAAUUUUUCCGGCGAACUUUUUGUAAGUGGUUAUUUUAGCUUCAUUUUACUCGUGUCUUAACCGACCAUUUUUGACAAAGGGCUUUUGAACAAAAAUAUUCUCUUCAUCUUUAAAGCUCUCUUUGUUUACAAAACACACGAGUUAGCCACUCGUUAUAUAUUUGUGCGUGUGUUUUGUCCCGGAACCUAACUCGUAUCCUUUGAGAUUUCCUCACCAAACUUUGGAGGGAUCUUUGCCUUGGCACGGAAAGCCGGAUAUAAGGCCAAAGGUAAUAAGUUAGUUAUUGUUGUGCGUGUUAUCUGUGCUUAACUGAUUCUAUCCCUACGCCCAACAUACCCUUUCUCGUUUGGUGAACGUUUCCAUAUGUGCUGUGCUUCGUGGAAAUACUAACCUUACGAGUUACGUGGUUCCCGAUCCCGUGUGUGUGAGUGUGAUUAUCGACUGCGUAUUAUAUCUAUAAAUCACUCCACACUAAUUAAUAUAACUCUCGUAGCUUGCCCGUACGCGGUUUGCUCAGGUUAUUAAAAUCAAUCCGACUUAAAAUCAACUAUUUAUAUUUUCCGCGCAAUAUAAAUUGUUGGACUGUUGUUGGACACUUGUUGGACUAAUCACUGUUGGACUUGUUAUAAUUGACAAACCUUAUACCUGACCGUGAUUAUUGGACUUACUUAGCGGACUAAAAUCUUAUUAAAACAAGGAUAUAUUUUCGUAGAUAUUGUUUUCAAACUUUUGCAGUGAGGUGAAGUGAAGUGAGGUGAUCUUCGUUCUAAGACCCAAGUCUUUGACGUAUUGACGGGGAGUUGAUAGUCAUCGCACCGUGAAGAAGAGGAAAGACCCAAGACCUAAUACCUAAGAUCCAAGACCGGCAAAAAGUGUAGAAGUACAAAGACUACACAAGGUUCUACAUCGACUUUGAGGAAGUAACGGGGAGUUACGUUCCGAGAUAAGCGUUGUAGGUGUUUUUACAUUUAUAGUGAGGAGGUAACGGGAAGUUACUCUCCAAGAUAUAUAUUUGUAAAGGCUUCUCCGCCUACUUUAAAGGAGUAUCUUUUUAGUAGAGAAAAUCUCGAGUCCGGGGAGGAGCUCGGGGACUGGACUAGGGGUGAGUGGACUCCAUCGGUUGAGUUAGCCACCGCGAACCAGGAUAAAAUCCCUCGUGUGAUGGAUGAUUAAUGUACUUGGAAUACAUUAAAAGUUGUCUUUCACCAGUUUUAGCUCAUAAAGUGGCAGAGUUUGAUAGGUAUGAGCGGUCAGGCAAAUUCUCAGGUUCGAAAGGUUAGAUGUCCCAAAUGCAUGCUCGUUCUUCGUGAACUGCCUGAAGUUCCUAUCUAUAGGUGUGGAGGAUGUAGUGCUAUACUGCAAGCUAAAAAGCGGGGAAAGGACCUCCAAUGCACAGGAUCACAGGCACACGAAGCAGAUGCUAAGCAUACGAAUGAAGUUGAGAUCACUUCUGACAAUCCUGUUAUGGAAGAAUCGGUUAUAGACAAAUUUCCUAAGAGGGUUGAUAGUAUAACAGAUGACAGGAUACAGUUGCUCGGUGAGAUUAAUAAGUCUAAUCAGCUCUGUGGUUCAGAUCCAAUUCAAGAGAAUGAAGGCUCAUCAACAGAAGCCAGAGUACGUGUUGAGGCAGAGGAAGGUAAAUUGCCUUCUUACCAAUAUGGCGCAGCAGAUCAAGAUAAGGAUUCUGACAAUAGUGGCUCAAAAGAAAUGUUGUCGUUCUCUGAGCUAAAUCAGCACGACAGCAAUUCAUUGGUAUCACAAGUACACAAUCAUGAUAGUGAAUCAUCUGUAUCAUCACCAAAAGUAGAGACUCAAAGUCGGCACUCAUCAUCAGAGUAUAACUGCGGAGAAAAUGAAGUGUCUGAAAACGACUUAGAGAAUGCUACUGGAAAAUCUACAGCAGGAAUAGAGACUGAAAAUCCAGGCUCAUCAGAAGAUAACUGUGAUGGAGGUAAAAAAGUAUUUGAGAAUGAACUACAAACUACUUCUGAAAAUCCUUCCACUAAUAACGAAGAAUUAGAAGAAGUCCAUGCUGAAGGUGAAGGUGGUGCAGACGGCAGGAAUCCCGGUUCAUGUUGUGAGAUUGCAGACUUGGCACCAGAAAGCAUAGCACCUAAAGAAGCAGAUACAUGUGAAACUUCUUUUGACCAAUCUGGCACAGAAGUCCACUUUAAAUCUGAAUAUGAUGAUGAGAAGUCAGGAGAAGUAAGCCUGUCAAACAAAGUCUUGUCUUCACCUAAGCUUAAUCAUCUUGAGAAUGAUCUAAGUGUGCCUGGAUAUCAUAUGUAUGAGAGUGGAAUAUCAGUGUUGUUGUCACCUAAGGAAGUGAUUGGAAGUGGAUACUCAUCACCAACUAAUAGCAAUGAAGGUGAGAAUGUUCAUCCUUCAAAAGUAGAGCAAGUGGAUGAGAAUAGCGAGAGUCUUUUAAUCAUAACAAGCGCAGAUGCAGAAACUUUUCUGGAAACUGUGACCAGUGAUCAAAUCAUCAAUUCUGACAAUUUCUUGAGUGAAGGCAUUCCAUUAGAUAAUUUCAUGUCUCCUCAUCGAGACAUGCAGCAAGUUGAGGGUGGUAUGAUCCCUGUUUUUCGGCAUGUAAGCUCAGAUGAUACUUUGGGAAACACAUCCCAUUACUAUGCUAACGGUGACUUGGGUGUUACACUCAGAUCUUUGACAGCCAGAAAGUACUAUGCAUCUAGUAAUGACACUGAAGAUCAAAUGUCAGAUAGACGCUUCCAACUAUUGAAGGGAAGUUCAGAGGAUAGAGGUCCCCGUACGAAGAUAUUGCCGGAAAGGAGUGAAUAUCUAACGAGUCAUGUGACUAGUAAGGAGUCAGAACUUCAUCAAUUUAUCAAUUCCAGAUCAUCUUUACAAAGAAAGAAAUAUUCUACCAGAGGAGUGAGUAGGUGGCAUCAAGAUGAGCUUCUCGAAAGUGCAAGAUACAGCUCUCCGGUAAGAAAUAGGAUAAGCAAUGAGACAGAUGACUACCAUUCUAGACUAUUGUUCAACAAAUAUAGCUCUCAAGUUCACCAAGGAAACAGCAGCUCUUCAGAUUUUGUGCAAGAAGAUUUUUCUACUCUGCCUGAUAACCGCCAUGACCUACACAGACUGGAACUACUGAGGAUGGUCUAUGAACUGCAAGAUCAACUCAAGAGAACUCAAUUAUCUGAAGGGAUGCCACAUGGAAGAUUUUUAACCAGACCUUUCAAGGGAAAAGAGCAUCACUUUGCUGAAAAUAGGAAAGACUAUAGUGAUCAUGCUUAUCACAACAAUCACGGAAGGUACAGACAAGAUAUGACUUGGCUAAAAAAUAGAGAAAUCUCACCAAUGGUUUUGCCUGAGGACUCGAUACACUACAAGCACCGAGUUGAUUGCUUGUGUUUGUGCUGUCGCGGCCAAGAGCAGUAUCCCUCAGCAGAGCAACAUCCACAUGCCAUCUGCUACCGUGAAGAACAGUCUAUGACCAAUGCCAGAAAGACUAGCAGAACAUACCGUUGUGCUUCUUCAAGCCAUCACCGUUAUGCAGCAUCUGACUUUUCUUUAAGGAGCCAGGAUAUGAAGCCAGAUGAUCGACAGCCCAAAAAGCACAAGGAGGCACAGAUUCAUCACAUAGCGAAGCGGCAUUUCCAACCAAUUGCAGGUGGAGCUCCUAUUGUUGCUUGUUAUCAUUGCUCUGAAACGCUGCAGCUACCUGCAGAGUUCCUUGUAUUUAAAAGGAGAUGCCACCAGUUAAUCUGCGGUGCUUGUUCAAAGGUGCUGAAAUUCUCUCUGGAAAACAAAAUUCAUGUCGUUCAGUAUGAUCUCAUUUCUAGAACUCCUCUACCAAGUGUGAGUGCAUCUAGGAGAGAUGACUAUACACUCGCUGAACCAGGGGCCAAUUCUGCUCAUUCCGAAUCAUUCAGUAGAAGUCAGUCUACAGGAGAUAAUUUCUCUGACACUCCCAGUAAAUUUUCAUCCGCGAGCUCUUUUAAGACCCCAAAAGAGGGUUCUAAAUCUGGAAGUACGAGACAGUCUGUAUAUAAGAACAGAAGUGCUGUGGAAAGCUUCAGAUCCGCACGAUCCUCAUCUCUUAUGCUCGACUCUGAGCACUCGGGUUCUGAAAGCGAGGUAGAGUCGCCACUUCCUGGCUCUGCACUACAUAAGCUUAUGGGGUAUUCUUCCAUACGUCGCCUUGUAUUCCAGUGACCAGCUCAGAAACAGAAAUUAAGGAAUCUGAGGCGCUAUGAUUUUUUGGAUGCAGAAUCUUGUAUAUAAUAAACGCUGCAUUAUAGAAGGCCAGCCUUGUUUACUCUAAAUAAGAAGAAUUGCAAACAAAUUGGUAUCUGAUACUUAUGUGCUCUGUUCCUUUGCUUUUCUUAUACUUCUUUUUCCUGGUACAGUGUAAAUUCUUUCUAUAGGGUGUGAUUAUAUCCCAGUCACAGAACCAUUGUUAUUGUAUGUAGAGAAAAGAUAGAUUGAACA
Daucus carota subsp. sativus is the source of this 4735-nucleotide messenger RNA. RefSeq lists its product as uncharacterized. Gene Ontology annotation, biological process: regulation of defense response to fungus. The transcript has 5 exons. The coding region runs from base 1520 to 4459 and encodes 979 amino acids. Lineage: Eukaryota; Viridiplantae; Streptophyta; Magnoliopsida; Apiales; Apiaceae. The record is from RefSeq and is a predicted model, not a curated record.